Molecule: messenger RNA, 1784 nt
Organism: Humulus lupulus (European hop)
Lineage: Eukaryota; Viridiplantae; Streptophyta; Magnoliopsida; Rosales; Cannabaceae
Product: ubiquitin carboxyl-terminal hydrolase 4
Exons: 6
Coding region: 290-1399 (369 amino acids)
Biological process (GO): protein deubiquitination
Cellular component (GO): cytosol; nucleus
Molecular function (GO): cysteine-type deubiquitinase activity; cysteine-type endopeptidase activity
Source: RefSeq, a predicted model, not a curated record
AAAAUAAAAAUAUAUUGUGCUUCAUUUUCUUCGUCUUACUCUCUCUUUCUUUCUUUCCUUCCUUCCGCUUUGUCUCGACCGAAACCCUCGUCAUCUUCCAAUCUUCCAUUUCCGACCCAAAACCCUAACAAUUCGAACACCAACAAAAUCUCACAGAAGACGAUACUCCAGGAGACCACCAAGUGAAUCGGUUCGGUGCCAUGGUGCGAGUCGCUUAGUUGAAUCGGAGGGGGCCUUGAGGAUCUAACUCGGCGGCGAUUGGAUUGACUUCUCCUUUCGGCCUGCGCUAAUGGGUGCUGCGGGUUCCAAACUCGAGAAAGCUCUGGGCGACCAAUUUCCCGAAGGCGAGCGAUACUUCGGUCUUGAGAAUUUCGGCAACACUUGCUACUGUAAUAGCGUUUUGCAGGCACUAUAUUUUUGUGUUCCAUUCCGCGAACAGUUGUUAGAAUACUAUUCGAAUUCCAAAAAUAUUGGGGAUGCAGAAGAAAAUCUCUUGACGUGUUUAGCUGAUUUGUUUAGCCAGAUAAGUUCGCAGAAGAAGAAAACGGGGGUCAUUGCUCCUAAGCGCUUUGUACAGAGAUUGAAAAAACAAAACGAACUUUUCCGUAGCUACAUGCACCAGGAUGCCCAUGAGUUUUUGAAUUUCUUGCUGAAUGAGCUUGUUGAUAUAUUGGAAAAAGAGGCUCAAGCAGCAAAAAGUGAUCAAGAAUCUUCAUCUCCUCCUGAUACAGUAGCCAAUGGGCCAAGAAAUGGUAUGGUCAAUGGUACUAAAAAAGAGCCAUUAGUCACCUGGGUGCACAAAAAUUUUCAGGGAAUCCUCACCAACGAGACAAGAUGCUUGCGGUGUGAGACAGUGACAGCAAGGGAUGAGACCUUUUUUGACUUGAGCCUUGAUAUCGAACAGAACAGUUCAAUAACCAGCUGUUUGAAGAACUUCAGUUCUACAGAGACAUUGAAUGCUGAGGAUAAAUUUUUCUGUGAUAAGUGCUGCAGUUUGCAAGAAGCACAGAAGAGGAUGAAGAUAAAGAAGCCACCUCACAUCUUGGUAAUCCAUCUAAAGCGUUUCAAAUAUAUCGAACAGCUUGGACGCUACAAGAAGCUGUCUUAUCGGGUUGUCUUCCCCCUUGAGCUGAAGCUGAGCAACACAGUUGAAGAUGCAGACUCUGAGUACUCCCUUUUUGCUGUUGUUGUGCACGUUGGGAGUGGGCCAAACCACGGACACUAUGUCAGUCUUGUGAAGAGCCAUAACCACUGGUUAUUUUUUGAUGACGAAAAUGUUGAGAUGAUAGAUGAGUCUGCUGUGCAAACAUUCUUUGGAUCAGCACAGGAGUACUCAAGUAACACAGAUCACGGGUACAUCUUGUUCUACGAGAGCCUUGGCUCCAGCAUUAAGAGCUAAAGAGGAAUUUGAAUUUAAGAGGGUUAGGAUAUUUUAGUUAUUGGACACACUUUACUCGUGUUUUUCAUAUUCUAAUUUGUUUCCUCUUUCUCUUUUUUUCCUUUUUUUUCGUCCCUUUUCAACCUGUGGAAAGAGCUGUGAAAUAUCAAUUGAGUUAUGGGUUGUCAAAAGUGUAUACUUAGGUGACAUGUACAGCGGAUGGUGAAAGCAUUACUUUUUUUUUUCUUUUCUCAUAAUAAGAGGAAAAGGAGCAGUGUACAUGUUGUGUGAGAGGUCUUCACAUAGACAAGUUUGUAUUUGAUGAGAACAACAUUAGAAUUGCAAUGCAAUUGGGAAUUUGCUCAUUACUAAUAUCUAGUAGUGAGAAGAGUAAACUUUUAGGCAA